Messenger RNA from Wasmannia auropunctata (little fire ant), 1063 nucleotides. RefSeq lists its product as uncharacterized. The transcript is spliced from 6 exons. Gene Ontology annotation, molecular function: protein binding. The annotation marks the transcript as partial. NCBI's taxonomy places the organism in Eukaryota, Metazoa, Arthropoda, Insecta, Hymenoptera, Formicidae. The record is from RefSeq and is a predicted model, not a curated record.
AUGAUAGAAAAGAAUCUGCCAAAACUGUUUUUUCCGAACAAAUAUCAUGCACACCAGUUUGCUACAACUUAUACUAAUGAUCUCCAUUACUAUCUGACUAUUAACGAUGAAAAAAGUUUUCUGGAGAAUAUGUUUAAUAAUGAGGUGAUUUUUUCGGAAACAGUUGAAGAUUUGUUGGUAACAGCCACGGAAAAUGAUCUUCGCACGGCAGUAAGAGAAAUCCUAAAUCAGUUUCAUAUAGUAAACAAUCGAAUUGGAAAGUAUGGGAUGUUUACAUACGUGGCUGUUGAUAAGAACCGUUACGCUCUUCUUCGGGAAUUAUUGAACAUAGUGAAGAAGCCAAAGAUAGUCAAUAAUGAUUUUAUAAUAAAAUUCUGCAAGCUGAAACAACUUAAAAGAUGUCAUAUAUCCGAUUGGGUAGAGUGUAUGAAAUUUAUGCUGGAUAAAGAAGAAAUAAAGCUUCAUGAACUAAUGGAUGAUGAAUGUAAUACGCCACUGCAUUACGCGGCCAAAUCAGGCUAUAAAGAAGCAAUUGAUUUAUUUCUCAACCAAGACUGCUAUAUCGGUCAUAUGAACAAGUGCAACACACCGCCUAUUGCGGACAUUCCGAUGAUCACAUUAUCAAGCUAUUUUGAUAGGUAUAUGCAGAAGUUGGACGAACAAACGAAAGAGUCCAAAAUUGAGUUCAAUUAUCGCUGUUUGAAGCCAUACCACGAUUCACAGAUACAGGAUUCGGAUAUUCGCAAGUUUCCUGAAUUGGUAGUAUUCAUGUAUAUCGCCGACGACAGCAAUCUUAAACACUUGUUAAAGCAUCCGCUGCUCUCAUCUUUUCUUUACCUUAAAUGGCGUAGUACACAAAACUUUUUAAUUUUUAAUUUUUUUAUUAACACUUCCUUUUAUGUCCUGCUAAAUUUUUACAUUUAUCGUAUGGCAAUAAAUGACAGUUUUCCGAGACAAAUUGAUACGCAUUUUGUUAAUGAUAGUGGGAAUAAUAGUGUUUAUUUUAGAAAUUUUGUUUUUAACCUAAAGCCUCAUGAAAAUACAAUAAAGCUAGAUAAUGAGA